Penicillium malachiteum is the source of this 945-nucleotide messenger RNA. Its product is annotated as dTDP-4-dehydrorhamnose reductase family protein. The coding region runs from base 1 to 945 and encodes 314 amino acids. Gene Ontology annotation, cellular component: methionine adenosyltransferase complex. Gene Ontology annotation, molecular function: methionine adenosyltransferase regulator activity. The transcript is spliced from 4 exons. Lineage: Eukaryota; Fungi; Ascomycota; Eurotiomycetes; Eurotiales; Aspergillaceae. Gene Ontology annotation, biological process: S-adenosylmethionine biosynthetic process. The record is from RefSeq and is a predicted model, not a curated record.
AUGACUUCUGUAGUUCUGGUUACCGGUGCUAGUGGCCUAUUGGGCCGCCAAUUAUUCAAUAUCUUCCAGCGCUCCGGGGUUCUUGUGGUAGGACAAGGAUUCACUCGCGCUAACCCGCCUACUAUCCUGAAAGCGGAUCUGGAGAAGAGUGAAGAUAUCAAGGUUCUUUUUGAUGAAGUAAAACCCCAGAUCGUUGUUCACUGCGCCGCAAACCGAUUCCCCGACCUGUGUGACAAGAAUCCCGAGCAAGCUCGCAAGGUGAACGUUGACGCUACUCGUGCAUUGGCCGAAGAGUGUGCUACUCGCGGAGCUUUCCUGAUCUACAUCUCCACCGACUACGUCUUUCCGGGAGUGGAGGGUGAAGCACCCUACGAGGCAGAUGCAGAGACCAAGCCACCAAACCUGUACGGUGAAUUGAAGCGUGAUGGAGAAGUGGCCGUCCUGGAAGCUACCAAGGCUACUGGUCUAGGUGUUGUCCUCCGUGUGCCGGUGCUAUACGGAACCGCCAAGAGUAACUCCGAGAGCGCCGUGAAUACCCUGGUGGAUGCUGUUAUGAAGGCGCAAGAUGCAGAUGCCGGCGUCAAGAUGGAUGACUGGGCUCAGCGGUACCCCACCAAUACAGAGGAUGUGGCGCGUGUCUGUCGAGACAUUGUCAUCAAGUACAUCAAGGAGAAGCAGCACCUGAAGGAGCUCCCGCAUAUCCUGCAAUUCAGCUCCGAAGAUCGUAUGACCAAGUACGAGAUCUGUGAGAAGCUUGCUCAAGUGCUCGGUUUCCCGUUGCCUGGUAUGAUUCGCAACAAGGAAGGGAAUGAUCCAAAUGGUGGUGUUCAGCGACCUUAUGACACCCAUCUGUCUACCAAGGCACUGAAAGACCUGGGUAUCGAUGUUAGAACUGUCGACUUCGUGACAUGGUGGCGACGAGAGCUGGGUGCGUAUAGGAAGUAG